Dioscorea cayenensis subsp. rotundata (Guinea yam) is the source of this 2995-nucleotide messenger RNA. RefSeq lists its product as uncharacterized. Gene Ontology annotation, molecular function: oxidoreductase activity, acting on CH-OH group of donors; flavin adenine dinucleotide binding. The record is from RefSeq and is a predicted model, not a curated record. The transcript has 9 exons. Lineage: Eukaryota; Viridiplantae; Streptophyta; Magnoliopsida; Dioscoreales; Dioscoreaceae. The coding region runs from base 22 to 2850 and encodes 942 amino acids.
CCCUAUAUUCACUGACACACAAUGGAAAUAGGAGAAGAAAGCUAUGAUGUUAUUGUUGUUGGUUCUGGUUAUGGAGGCUCAGUAGUUGCAUGCAGGUUAUCAAUGGCAGGCGCAAAGGUCUGUCUCAUUGAGAAAGGGAAGCAAUGGAGCGCUCAGGACUUUCCCACAAACAGUUUAAGUAUAUUGGCUGCAACAAAGAUGGAGUUUAGUAAAUGGGGAUUUGGCUUUGGCUCAGACAAAGCACUCUUUCAGGUAUAUGAACAAGGUGAUACAUUGUGUUGCGUGGCUUGUGGACUUGGAGGAGGUUCUCUUGUAAAUGCAGCAGUUCUGACAGCAACACCGGUUCGAGCAAGGAGAAAUCCAAGAUGGCCAGAAGAAUGGAACAAUGAUUGGGAGAGCUGUCAAGCAACUGCUUCAGCUAUGUUAGGAUCAAACAGCAUUCCUUCAGAGUUUUCUAGUGCUAAAGUCAUGAAGCAAGUAGCUGAAGAAGAAAUUGAAAAUUUCAGAGCAGAUAAAAUAGAACUUGGUAUAAAUUUUGGUCAGGAGUUAAAACAUCAAACAAAGGGAGGUCAAGAGAUAGGAAGUUGUGUGGCAUGUGGAAAUUGUUUAUCUGGGUGCCCAUACAAUGCAAAAAACUCCAAUGACAAGACUUACAUAACUUCAGCUAUUCAGGCUGGAUGUGUAGUUAAAACAGAAUGUGAAAUCAUUUAUAUUAUAAAAACAGAUGCUCAAGGAGAUGGUGAAGAAAAUAGGUGUAACAGCAUAAAAGAGAAUAGAAGAUGGAAAGUACACUUUGAUAAUCUUGAACAUGUAUCGGCAGAUUUUGUGAUUCUCUCAGCUGGAGUUUUAGGCACAACAAAAAUUUUGUUUGAUUCUGAGAGGAGGGGAUUGAGUCUUUCACCGAUGCUUGGCUAUGGCUUUAGCUGUAAUGGAAACAAUGUAGCCUAUGUUGCUGGAAGCCAAGCACCAUUGAAUGCUUAUGGUUUAAACAAAAGGCAAUUCACAACAAUUCCAUUGCAAGAUCGUCCAGGGCCAACAAUCACUUCAUCAUAUACUUCUUCACUAGGCUUCACAAUACAGGCUGCAGUCCUGCCAACAUCAUACCCUUAUAUGCUGUUCAAAGGGAUAGCAACCUAUGGGUGGCCAAAUGGUUGUUGGUUUCUGCAUGGGUUGAUUGACAAGAUGAAGCAUUUGAUGGGAUUAAAAGCUAGCCAAGCCAUGGUGCUGAAUGUAAUGGGAUAUGAUUCAUGCGAUGGAAGAAUAACUUUUGAUAAAGAGACGAAUAAGAUCAGAUUCACACAAGCACAUGAUCCUUUACUUCUGCGAAAAAUUCAGGCACUUCAAAGCAUUUCUAAGAAGCUAGGCGGGAUAUUGUUCAUGUCAAGGUAUAGGAGCACAUCAGUUCAUCUUUUAGGUGGAUGCAAUGCAGCUUUAGAUCCUUCAAAUGGUGUUUGCAAUCCUAAAGGUCAAGUGUUUGAUAUGAGCGGUGAUCAACCUGCAGUACAUAAGGGCCUAUAUGUAUGUGAUGCCUCUCUAAUUCCAUGUUCAAUAGGUAUAAACCCAAUUCUCACAAUUACUACAGCAUCUGAGUACAUAAGCAAGCACUUAGUAAAGGAGGUCCAGAAUUUUAGAAACCAAUUUCGGCGGAAUGAAGUUAUUAUGACAACAAGAUUAGCAGAAGAAAUUUGUGAUAGCACAAUGCAUUCAGAGAAAUCAGUUAGAUUACAAUCUCAUAGUGGAGUUCAAAUAAUGAAGGACAAAGAGAAUGUCACCUUCAAAGAAACAUUAAAAGGUUUCAUUGGCGGAAUGCCUUGCACAGCUUAUCUUGCAGUGAAAAUGAACUCAGGGUGUAAGAUAACCUUUUCACAUCCACUUCUUAAAGGAAAGGUUGGUGGAUAUGUUCUAUUCCAAGCAAUAAGCAAGGAACCAUUAUAUAUUAUAGAUGGAGAAAUAGACCUUCUUGCACUAAAUGAUAGAACUCCGUAUACACAGUACAUGCACUAUAGGCUAAUCUUAGCAUCACAGUCAGGCUCAAGGUAUCUAAUGGAGGGAAAGAAGGUGAUGAAUCCUUAUAUUAUGGCCACAUAUGCUUGGAAAGAGUCCAGGACCUUGCAUGUGAAUUUUAGAGGACUAAGUGAAAAGGAUGAUAACCAGUCCAAAGUAUAUGGAGAUAUUGAACAAAAAGUUGAUCUAAGGGGAGAACUUCAUUUGUCAGUAGUUGAGCUUCUUAAGAGCUUGAUAAGCAUGAGAGGGAAUCGAAAAAGAAGAUUUAUAUACCUUCUUUUGCAAAGCCUCUGGAGAACAUACAUAUCGCAAGUCCCUCGAGAAGUUGAACCAAGACUUACAAGUUUUGACAAGGAUACCAAGACAUAUCCACCUAGCACUCUUCAUGAACUGAAAACAGGAGAUGGCCAUUUCAUCAGUUGCCAGCAGUGGAAAUCAGGGGAUGUUAAUACAUGGAAAUCUGAAGGGCAAAGGUAUCCAAUUCUUUUGCUCAAUGGUUAUUCAGGUGAGAGCUUUUGCCUACCAACUGAACCAACAGAUUUAGUAAGAACAUUAGUUGAACAAGGAUAUGAGACAUGGAGCCUUCAAUCAAGAGUUCAUCCCAAGCAUGCCUCAAACAACUUCACAAUUGAAGACAUUGCAAAAUUUGACAUUCCUGCAGUAAUUACUAAAAUUCAAGAGCUGCAUGGUCAGAAUACGAAAAAUUCAUGUGAUAGCACAUUGUGUUGGAGGCUUAUCAAUUCAUAUUGCUCUAUUAGGAGGCUAUGUCUCUGCAGCUCAUAUAGCAUCUCUCUCUUGUGUCAACGCCUCCAUGUUUUACAAGCUAACAAAAUCAGCCCUUGUUAAGAUGAAGCUUCCUCUCAUUCCAAUGAGCAUGGCUAUUCUGGGUAAGAACAAAAUAAUAUCUAUGCUUGAGGAGCCUACUGAGAGCUUUGGACACUUGUUAGUGAAGUCAAUCGUGAGGUUAAUACCACGACAUGAACGUUGCACC